CCGGAAACGCUUUCACCAGCAUCAGCAACUGUCAUGGCUUCCUCUGCUGCUGCCCGUACGGCAGCUGGUGCUGCUAAAGUGGUCAAACCGAUUCUGAGUCGGGACUUGGACGAGGCUAAACGCAGAGUUCGGGAGCUGUACCGAGCCUGGUACCGUGAGGUGCCGAAUACAGUGGCAAUAUUCCAGUUGGACAUCACAACACGCCAGGGCAGAGACAAAGUGAGAGAGAUGUUUGACAGAAACAAACACGUCACCGACCCGCGUGUGAUCGACAUGCUGGUCAUUAAGGGUAAAAUGGAACUGGAAGAAACGAUCCACGUCUGGAAGCAGAAGACCCACGUGAUGCGUUACUUUCACGAGACGGAAGAACCUCGAGGGACAGACUUCCUGUCCAAAUUCUACAGAGGCCAGGACCCAUGAACUGUGUAGCUGAGCUCCAACCCAUCUCUGCUUGUUUCCAGUGUGAAAAUAUGUUUCCCUUUAUUGUAAAUACACACUUUAACUCCAACA
Cyprinodon tularosa is the source of this 510-nucleotide messenger RNA. It is a transcript of the gene ndufa6, whose product is annotated as NADH:ubiquinone oxidoreductase subunit A6. Gene Ontology annotation, biological process: response to oxidative stress. The record is from RefSeq and is a predicted model, not a curated record. NCBI's taxonomy places the organism in Eukaryota, Metazoa, Chordata, Actinopteri, Cyprinodontiformes, Cyprinodontidae. The transcript is spliced from 3 exons. Bases 34 to 420 code for a protein of 128 amino acids.